Phascolarctos cinereus (koala) is the source of this 5910-nucleotide messenger RNA. The record is from RefSeq and is a predicted model, not a curated record. Lineage: Eukaryota; Metazoa; Chordata; Mammalia; Diprotodontia; Phascolarctidae.
GGCUUGGAAGAGGAGGAGGAGGAGGAGGAGGAGGAGGCGGCGCCAGGCUGUUGCUGCUGCUGUUGCAGGUUCAUGUGCAUAUAAUGAAAAGGCACUUGACAGUCUGCCAAAACGCACGAGAGGGAGAGAGAGAGAAACUGGACCUACUGGAUUUCGCAAAGCCAAUCGUCAUCAUCUGCAUCUACAUGGGGAAGGAGGAGGAGGAGGAGGAGGAGGUGGGAUCAGCAGCUCCAGCCGCUGCUGCUCCAAUGUGAAACCACAAGCAAAAAGGGGGGGAUCCAAAAAAAAAAAGGCGACAGAGAAAGAGGUGGGGGGGGAGGCGGCUCCGUGUGCAAUUUCUCUCCCUUUUCCCUGCGGAUUUCUCUUCCUCUGGCAGCUAUGAAUUCCGCCGAACAGACCGUUACGUGGCUGAUUACCUUGGGGGUGCUGGAGUCGCCCAAAAAAACCAUUUCGGACCCGGAGGGCUUUUUGCAGUCGUCUCUGAAAGAUGGGGUGGUCCUCUGCAGGCUGCUGGACCGCCUGCUCCCUGGGACCAUAGAGAAAGUUUACCCGGAGCCCCGAAGCGAGAGCGAGUGUCUGAGCAACAUCCGCGAGUUCCUGAGAGGCUGCGGGUCUUCCCUCCGCCUGGAAACAUUUGAUGCAAAUGAUCUUUAUCAGGGACAGAACUUUAACAAGGUUCUCAGCUCUUUAGUCACUCUAAAUAAAGUCACAGCAGACAUUGGGCUGGGAAGUGACUCUGUAUGUGCUCGGCCCUCAUCUCAUCGAAUAAAGUCCUUUGAUUCCCUUGGAUCUCAGUCUUUACUCAGUCGGACUUCAAAAUUGUUCCAGGGCCAGUAUCGAAGUCUGGACAUGACGGAUAAUAGCAACCAUCAACUGGUAGUGAGAGCAAAAUUUAAUUUCCAACAGACAAAUGAAGAUGAACUUUCUUUUACAAAAGGAGACAUCAUCCAUGUCACGAGAGUAGAAGAAGGGGGCUGGUGGGAGGGCACUCACAAUGGCAAAACAGGCUGGUUCCCUAGCAACUAUGUACGAGAAAUCAAAUCAAAUGAAAAGCCAGUGUCCCCCAAGUCAGGAGCAUUGAAGAGCCCUCCUAAAGGAUUUGAUACAUCUGCAAUUAACAAAAGCUAUUACAAUGUGGUGCUACAGAAUAUUUUAGAAACAGAAAAUGAAUAUUCUAAAGAACUACAGACUAUUCUUUCAACUUACCUGCGACCAUUACAGUCCAGUGAAAAGUUAAACUCAACAAAUAUUUUAUAUUUAAUGGGAAAUCUAGAAGAAAUAAGUUCUUUCCAGCAAAUGCUUGUACAGUCUUUAGAAGAAUGCACCAAGUUGCCUGAAGCUCAACAGAGAGUUGGAGGCUGCUUUCUAAAUCUGAUGCCACAAAUGAAAACUUUGUACCUUGCAUACUGUGCCAAUCACCCGUCAGCAGUAAAUGUUCUCACAGAACACAGUGAGGAUUUGGGAGAAUUUAUGGAGAUGAAAGGCGCCAGCAGUCCUGGGAUUCUUGUGUUGACCACAGGCCUCAGCAAACCUUUUAUGCGCCUGGAUAAAUACCCUACUUUACUCAAAGAACUUGAAAGACAUAUGGAGGAUUAUCAUCCAGAUCGGCAAGAUAUUCAAAAGUCUAUGACAGCCUUCAAAAAUCUUUCUGCACAGUGUCAGGAAGUACGAAAAAGGAAAGAGCUUGAACUCCAGAUUCUGACAGAAGCAAUUCGUUGCUGGGAGGGAGAUGACAUUAAAACCCUGGGCAAUGUCAUAUACAUGUCCCAGGUCAUGAUUCAGUGUGCAGGAAAUGAGGAAAAGAAUGAAAGAUAUCUUCUACUCUUCCCUAACAUUUUGUUAAUGUUGUCUGCCAGUCCUAGGAUGAGCGGUUUUAUCUAUCAGGGAAAGCUACCCAUGACAGGCACGACAAUCACAAAGCUGGAAGACAGUGAAAACCAUAAAAAUGCAUUUGAAAUAGCAGGAAGCAUGAUUGAGCGGAUAUUGGUAUCAUGCAACAACCAGCAGGAUCUUCAUGAAUGGGUGGAUCAUCUACAGAAGCAAACUAAAGUUACAACUAUUGGAAAUCCUACUAUUAAGCCUCAUUCUGUGCCAUCUCAUACUCUUCCUUCCCAUCCAAUCACACCAUCCAGCAAACAUUCAGACAGCAAGCCAGUGCCACUGACUCCUGCAUACCACACGCUCCCACACCCUUCACAUCAUGGGACUCCACAUACCACAAUUAAUUGGGGACCUCUGGAGCCUCCUAAAACUCCCAAACCUUGGAGCCUGAGCUGCCUGCGACCUGCACCUCCUCUACGGCCUUCAGCUGCUCUCUGUUACAAAGAGGAUCUCAGUAAGAGCCCUAAGACCAUGAAAAAACUUCUACCCAAGCGCAAACCCGAACGGAAACCAUCUGAUGAGGAGUUUGCAUUGAGGAAAAGUACAGCUGCCUUGGAAGAAGAUGCCCAGAUUCUAAAAGUUAUUGAAGCAUAUUGCACAAGUGCCAAAACCCGCCAAACACUCAAUUCAACAUGGCAAGGCACUGACCUGAUGCAUAAUCACGUCUUGGCUGAUGAUGACCAAUCAAGUCUAGACUCCUUGGGUCGUCGCAGUAGCCUUUCUCGUUUGGAGCCUUCAGACCUCUCGGAAGACUCUGACUAUGACAGUAUAUGGACAGCCCAUAGUUACAGAAUGGGUUCUACAUCUCGUAAGAGCUGUUGCUCAUAUAUCUCUCACCAGAACUAAUGCACUUCUGAGCUUUUCUUAACAAAUGCUUGUUGUAUCACAGCCUGCUUUUCUUAGAUGUUUUCUCGCUGUUCCUUGUCUCUUUUUAAUGUGAUAUUUUAACAGCUUUUGAGAGCAUUUCUAAUAUUUUCCAUUGUACAUGGUGGAGGCUUGAUUGCCGACUUAAAUACACAUUCAAAUACCUGACUACUGAAGGGAGACCGUAUAUUCACUUAAGGAUAUACUUGAGUUGGUUUGUUGUUGUUGUUGUUGUUGGGUUUUUUGUUGUUGUUGUUACUUUACUAUUAUUGAUAGCUGUUGAUUUGUAGCUCCCAAUGGUUUGUUUUUUUGACCAUGUCAGUGUAGCAGCUGUUUCCUUUUUUUUGGAUACAGUAGUGUGAACGUUUUGUAUUUUGUACUGAAACCGUACAGGUUUGUGAUCUAAGUGCCAGCAAUAUGGAGAUACUUUUUAGCCUUAUUAUGGUUCAGUUUUCUAUGUAUGAUAAACACACAGGUUAAGCAGGCAUGGAAUAAAAUAGCAGUGAGAAAGAUAAAAAUGUUCAGUGAAAGUACUAUAACAUUAAUUCAGAUGUCCAUGGAUCGGAACAAUCUGCCAAGACCAUUUGGUAGCAUCAUGAGCCUUCUUUACACUGCUAGCAUAGUUCUUUGCCUUGACAGGUAUGAAUGAAGAAGGAUCUACUUCCUAAGGUGAGGUUGUAUAUCUUCACUCCACAGAACUCCAUCCUUCGUGGUGUGGUCCUGGGAAAACAUUAUUUGUGUUUAUCCUAAUAUUCCCUGUUUGGCCAUAGUAUGAAAGUUCUCCAGGUGAAGAUAUUGUGAACGUCAUUAAGUGCCCAGUUGUUGCAAAGCAUUCCCUGGUCCCUCCCUUAGGCAACCACCACCGCUGACCCAAGUGAGAAUAAUUCCUGCCAAAUGCUACCAGUGAUAUGGGUACACAUAUUGCCAAAAGUUGAGGUUCUGAAAGUUUACUCAUUUAGCCUCUGAAAUUCGCAGGUAGACUGUGCUCAGGCUGGCCUUAGGUAGGUAUACUUAGAGAUCAGAUGCUUUGGCUUCAGUCAUAGCUUUGGCUGCACCCUUGACAUAUGUAUUUACUGUGUAUGUAAUAGCCAUGAACACACAUUUAUUUGUUUUCAGCAAACAACAGCAGUGAAACCUUAUUACAGCAAUCCCAUACACAUGUAAAAUCCUUCCUAUAAUGGGAUGUUUAGGGCUGUCCUAGAAGUCAGAAGGUUGCAAUGCAGUUCACAAUUAAGAAAAAAUAUUUUUAGAACUUAAGAAAAAGAAAAAAUAGAAAAUAUUUCCCUGGUCUCUUGGGAUUUGUUGUAAGAGGGUUUCACUGGCCCCACUCAGACUCUCAAUUUUUGCUUCACACAGAACUGAAUGUGAUAGCACCAUUACAUUCAGUUGUAGCUUUCAAAUCUGCAUCUGGGUCAUUACUAGAGGGAAAUAUGUGUUCUCUUCAAGUGAUAAUGCAUUUGGUGUCAAAAUAGAACCAUAGUGUUGUUUUUAAGUAUUUACGGAAAUCAUCAGGAAACAAAGUGGUAUAAUAAAUGAAGAAUAACAUUUGAGCAUUUUCAUUUUUUCCUUUCCUUAGGGUGGCUGUAAUUCCAGGUGACUGUAAUCUGCCUGUCCCUUUAUAUCCCUUCCAAGCCCCCAAGCAUAUCUACACAUGCACAAAUCUAUGGAUUCAGUGUCCUGGUUUUCUUUUUUAUAGAGCUCUAGCACAAUUUAUACACAUUUCUUUCCUGGACGGUGGAGCCUGUUGCUCACCAGCCCAAAGGUGCUAAUGAAUCUCUGCCAGACCUGAGAGAAAAAUCCAAUAGACUUAGAACUUCGUGUUUUAAUGUGAUAUGAGUUGAUUGUACAAGGAAGGUGAGUCUUAAUGAAAUAAUUUAGCAAAGCUGCUCAUCUAAGAAAUUUCAGUUGGCUGCAGUAUAGCCACUGAUUUAUUUACUUUCCCAGUAUUUUCCUAUUUUAAAGAAGGUUGGCCAGUGCAAAUUAAAAAGUUCACCCCAAAAAAUUUUUUUAAGAACCCAGAAUCCUUUAUUCAUAUUCCAAGAUGAUCAGGUUUAUGUAUGCAGUUAAUUUACAUGGAGAAUUGAAUUUUCUAAGAAAGUCAACAGUACUACAAUAUUUGUGCACACUUUGUAAUUUAGUUUUAUUUUAAUUUUCAUAUCACAGAUCUUUUUAUAGUAUCUAACUUGUGGGGCAAAUAUUUAUUAAUGCUUUCUGCAUUGUUUUCAAGGCCAUUACUUAAAGAACUCUGUUAUAUGUCUGUUUACUAUGUAACUGUACCGAUUAUCACAAUAUUGAAAUAUAGUUCCUGAACUUGAAUUUUUCUUUAUAACACUAAGGAACUUUUUGGUAAUAGAGAUCUGAAGUUUUUAUUGAUGCUUUAUGCACCAAAAUCUUUCUUUGUCAUAGAAAUUAAUUAACAUCAUUAUGGUUACAUUUUUUGUUGAAGCUAAGAUCACUAUAGAGUAAGAAAAAUCUGGUGGGGUGGGGUUUUUUUGUUUUGUUUUGUUUUGGGGGGGUGUUUUAGUUGUCCUUUGAGUUUUUAAUUUGUUUUGUUUUUGUCUUACACCAUGAACUGUUGUGAACUGGUUUAAAAGUAUUAGUGCUGCAGGCUUUAACAAACUUACAAAAAGAUAUACCAGUGUGUCAAUGGUGGUAUGCAGUCCAAAGGUUCAGUGUUUCUAUUUUUGUGGAACUUAAGCUGAUAAUAGUACCUUAUGUUUAUGCAAUUCUGUAAUAUAUGUGUACAGUUAGUAUAAUAAUGAACAAAUGAAGAAUAUGAAUUAGAAGAUAGGUGUGAGCCAUUGUCAGUACUUUUACACAUGGCUUAAAUGAUGUUUCCAAUGAAUUAGUAUUUACCAUAAAUUCACAUCAUGAUCUAUUACUUGAGUGUUUUGCAUAAAGUUGCCAAAACACAGUAACAUGUACAUAGUGACAUAAAGCAUUGAAAUAUAUAUACAUAUACAUUUAUAUAUUGUCGAUUUCAUUUGUGAAUGGGAAAAGCCAUCUUUUAGUAGGUGACUGCCGUUUGAGACUAUGAAUUGGAUGUAUAUUUGAAUGUUGCAUUGUAUUGUACAGUAUGCAUAUUAUUGUUUGUGGUUGCAUAUGGCAAUGAAGUGUUUGUUUUAUAAAAAAAAAAGACAUCUGUUAUGUACAGUUGAAAUAAAU